GGAUCCAGACUGUUCACAAACAAAAACAGGGGCGAAAACAUAACCUCCUCCAACUUUGUUGGCAGAGGUAAUAAAUCAUUUAUGCUACUCCUGAAUGAAGAUAUAGGCUGUUGCAAUACAACACUUGUACUGAUUUGCAUUUAUCUUGGGCUUGAGAUACUUCGCACUGUGGCACUGGACAAUCUUGCCCUUGCUGUCUGUGAACUUAACUGACCAAACUGUAGAUACCAAACCUUCCUCUGAGUCUUCAGUGGUCUUGAAAACAAUGUGUGCACAGUAUUUGUUUCUAAACAGCUGAUAAAAGCAGUCACCCUUACCAGAAACACCUAGCCUGUCAAAUCAUUUCACUGUUAAUCUGACUAAAAAUUGCUGAGUGCCAUAAGCAAAUGCAACUAAAUCAUUUCCUUUCCGACUGUCAGGAUACCUUGAUCACAUAAAUACUAAUCACGUCUGUCCCUUUCCAUCAGAAGAAAUUAUAGAGGGAACUAGCAGACAUCAUACUGUAAUGUGUUGUUUGUUUUAGUUCACCUCUGACCAUAUCCCAUAAUGCAGUGUGCGUUCAAAACUCUAACUUGGCUUAUUGGACUCAUUGACAAUAGCCUUAACAGUUGGUUUCAAUCUUACCUCACCAACAGAACAGAGUACAUUUCCUUUGGAAAUGCAAGAUCCCAGACAGAUUGUCACCUAUGGGGUUCCCCAGGGGUCAGUCCUUGGCCCCAUCCUUUUCACAUCAUACACACACAUAUGUAUUUGGCCAUGUCACCAGUCGCUAUGGACUCAUUUUAUUGCUACAAUGAUGACACACAACUUUACGUGAAAACAAGCUCACACACUCUUCUGCACCUUCGCCAUCAUUGUCGUCACUAUCAUCUUUUCUAUCAAUCCUCACCACCUAUCUGGAUAAAACAACUUUCUCAAGCUGAACAGCUCCAAUAUUAAAAUGAUCUUGGUUGGCAUUCCAUUCCAGAUCCAGUCAUCCUCCAUAACCAGCAUUACAUUCUCUGGCCAUGACAUUCCUGACUCCUCAUCAGUCACCCAGCAACUCACCUUUAAAUCAGAUACCAAACACCUCUGUAAGAUCUCUUUUCACAAUCUCAGAAAUACUCCCAAACUCUGUCUCACGCUCACUUUAUGAGAUGCAGAAAAGCCCGUCCACACCUUUGUUUAUGCCAGGCUGAAUUUCUGCAAUAGACUUCUCAUUAGGAUCCCUACGAACACAAUGAAAGUACUACAUUGCAUAUAUAUUUUAACUUUUAGUCACUGCGAUUUCCUGAGAUUAUCAUUCGAUAUUGCCUGAAGUCACUUGAGGUUGGCAGCACAUGCAGGAUAACACUUGAAAUUUGUUUCUGUGUUCCACUAGACAUAUAUAAUUUCCUGCAUAUGUGUGAACAUAAAGUUCACACGAGGUGCAGUGAGCUUUCUAAAAAAACAAAACACAUUUCCUGUCCCACAGGUGAAAUUGCAGAUGACACAACAUGAGUGGAACUUUUUCAGUCACAGGUUGCGACAAAGAUUUGUCAAACAUAAUCCGGAUAUUAGUUGUGACUUGAUUUCAAUCAGUUUACCAUCAUCGGAUAUUUCUUUCUUUCAAGCAUUCCAUUGUCAUUGCUCCAUUUAUCACUUUUAGUCACUGUGAUGUUUGAGCUUAUCACUCACAGAAGCUCAUAAAACACAGAUGGCAUUUCACUCUUAAACUCCUCCUCCAGUGUAAAUUCCCGCUGCCAGUUGUCCCAGGUUGCGCAAUUGUGUUCGAGCUUGGGGAAAUGACUCACUUCCUCAUACUGACUAUAAAAGGUGAAACACUUCUCUUCAGCUGCAUAUCCAAGAAGGAAGAAGACAUCACCUCAGCGAAAAGGAAAGCUGAAUCUGAGAACUUCAAACAUCCUCCGUGCUGCAGUUUGCUCAGUGCUUUUAACUUGAUUUGUUAAAGGAAAUCGUCCUUUUUUUGUUUUACUUCGUGCUUUUUAGUUGUCGCACAGUUUGAAAACAGCAAAAUGGUGAGCAGCAGAGUCAUCGCCUCUUCCACUGUGGUGCUUUUGGCCUUUCUGACCAUCACAGAAGGGAUGAGUUUGAGGAGCCUGGGUGCAGAACAGCGCUGUCGGUGCAUCCUGACAGAGGACAAAACAUCAAUCAUCAGCCACAUUCAGAAGGUGGAGCUGAUCCCGGCCAGCUCUCACUGUGAGGAGACUGAGAUCAUUGCCACUCUGAAGACAGGUGAAGAGGUUUGCCUUGACUCACAGGCUCUCUGGGUGAAGAAAGUGAUCCAGAAGAUCCUGGCCAACAAAAAGCGUUGAACGUUGCGUCGACUAGACCCUAGAUGCUUUUCUUCUGCUUUGUCUGCAUCAGAUGAGUGAAAAAGUGCCACAAAAGUGCAAAAGGUUCAGUGCUUUCACCAAAAUGAAGAUGAAAACUGCGGUGUGCAGAAGAAUCACAUGGUUGCAAUCAUCACCUUUUGUGCUGCAGCGCCACGUCUUUGUGCGAGUCACUCUAGAUGUUCUUUAUGCCAAAGAGUAUUUAUAUUGAGACACAUUGCAUUCCACAAGGUGGUCUGUUGUCCUGAUUAUCUGUCAAAAACAGCACAACUUAACCACUCAUGUUAUGUUUGUAUCAAACAUAUUGUUAUGUUAUUUGGUAUUUAUUUUUCAUCAUUUGUAAUAUUUAUAAUGAACGUAAUAUUAUUUAUGUACCACUUGUUUGGUAACCAACUAUUUGAUCCCUUUUGGUUGCUUGUGAAGUUUUGUGUUUGUAACGUUUGUAUUUUGCAUAUUUAUAGACAGAUUACUGUACUUUAUUAAUAAAUAUUCACAUGAAAAUUAACAGAUGUCUGUUUG
Thalassophryne amazonica is the source of this 2831-nucleotide messenger RNA. RefSeq names its product chemokine (C-X-C motif) ligand 8a (gene cxcl8a). The record is from RefSeq and is a predicted model, not a curated record. The coding region runs from base 1995 to 2294 and encodes 99 amino acids. Gene Ontology annotation, molecular function: chemokine activity; CXCR chemokine receptor binding. Gene Ontology annotation, biological process: inflammatory response; antimicrobial humoral immune response mediated by antimicrobial peptide; neutrophil chemotaxis. The transcript has 4 exons. NCBI's taxonomy places the organism in Eukaryota, Metazoa, Chordata, Actinopteri, Batrachoidiformes, Batrachoididae. Gene Ontology annotation, cellular component: extracellular region.